GGUUAAUAUUGCUAAUGGCCUGACUUUGUGCAAAGAUGGCUGUGAAGCUAUUGUAGACACUGGAACCUCUCUCAUUACUGGGCCGACUGAGGAAAUUAAGAAGCUACAGAAAGCUAUUGGCGCCAAGCCAAUAAUUAAAGGACAGUACAUGCUUCCUUGUGAUAAGCUCUCUACCCUUCCCAAUGUGAAUCUUGUCCUAGGCGGCAACUCCUAUUCCCUGGGUCCAGAAAAUUAUGCCUUAAAGAUUACCGUUCAAGGGGAAACUCUUUGCCUGAGUGGGUUUUCAGCCUUGGAUGUCCCACCACCUGGUGGCCCUCUUUGGAUCCUCGGGGAUGUAUUCAUUGGCCCGUAUUACACCGUGUUUGACCGAGAUAAUGACUCAGUGGGCUUUGCCAAGUGUAGCGGAAAAGUGUAAAAGCGACUGAGCCCCACCUCCCGCAGUCUCUACAGAAGGCCACACACAAGCACCCCCGGAUAAGCUCACUGGAGUUCUGUAUCAUGACUUAUUGGUAUUCACAGCAAAAAUAUAGAAAAAAGGACACAUUUCAAAAUCUAAAUGUGAUUUUAAAAUUAUAUGGGGAAAAGACUACGGCUGACUUCUUAAUGAUCACUUGCCCUCUCCUGCAUAACAGGCUAUAGAGAAGUUGUAAUAAAAUCACUGUAUCUGAGGAGCAUCAGUCUACUAAAAAGGCUGCCCUUUUAGUAAGCAUCAGGGCUUACAAAUAUCUCUUUAAUUUAAACUAGUACGGUUUGCCAUUAUCUUCCUCUCCUUUUGUAAGACUUUCUGAAUACUUUUCCCCUUGAUUUUCUCUUGUUUAAAGAAAUGAAAAUGUUCCUUGAAUAAGUGUCAGAGGUUAUUCCAAGGAAGUACUAGAUUACAUUGGCCUUCGUUUGAUGGUCCCAAAUGUGGAAUGUUAAAAAUAAGGAAACGUUUUACCUGUGUUACUUGUAUCAUAAAGGUGUGGGAAAUAGCAGAAAGGUCCUGAUUUGCAAAUUUUACAUAGCAAGCUGUGUAGGGAGGGGGCAAUAGCAGACUGGACCCUACAGAGAAUCCUCAGGAAGUAAUAAUGUAAUAAUGGUAGGGAAUCCCCUUGUAUAGGAUGUGACUGGGUUCUCCAGCUAAUAUUUUGUACUUCGCUCUGGCAAAGCCCGUUCACAUGAUACAAUCUCAAAGUGUAGUUGUAAACGCCUUCCCCUUUAAAUUUGUUCUUCCCAUCUUCUUUCAAAGACCCAAAGAAACAACUUCCUGGUUUCCCCCCCCCCACCUAAAAGUAUUUCAAGCAAUGAUACUUGUGAGAGCUUCUGUAUCAAAGUAGUUUUAGAGAAACAUCAACAUUCUAAUAUGUUUUCCUUUAAUAAGACCUUGGGGUUUUUUUCUUUACUUAAAAGUCUUUCUUACCAUACACGCCCUCCCAGUUUUACUGCACAGAAGAAAAAUUCUUGUAGAUGACACUCUUAAAAUGUACUCUGCUUCGACAAAUUUGGUCGAGGAAGCCAAUCACCUUAAUGGCUCUACACAAGCAAACUCUUGCCCGCCUUAACAGAAGUUCCACAGCAUCUCUUUCCAGGAUCUGUCUCUGUUUGGGGCUCUGCUUUUGACUUGACAAACGAAACACAAGUGGUAGCCAUUCAGGGCAAGGGGAGGGGGGGAAAUAGGUGGGAUGUUAGUGUUAGAAAGCUAAAUUAUUUGUAAUUUGUUAAUAUGACUUUGAUGUAUAAGGAGACUUUUAGUACCUGUGAGAUGCAUUCAGCGGGUUCUGUUCUUCUUCUGGAUCCAGUUCCAAGUUUGCAAGGCAGCAUGAGCAACAGAAAGCACAAAUACCUGAGAGUACUGAUAGAACAAAAGACUGCUUGUAUUCUCUUGAACUAGCUGAGAAUCUGGCAUAUGGUGAGCCAUAUCAAGGGAAUCGAAGACCUUUCAGAAACUUGAGUAAACAUUUAUGGAUAUGCUACAUGUUCUAGACUUUUCUUCCCUACUGGGUUGAAUAUUUUGGAUGCUGAUAUAAGCAGUAAGGUGCCCUCCAAGAAAGCUAUGCAGAAGAUGUAAGGAGAAUUUUUGGUAGCAUCAUUGCAGCUUGCCAACAAGACUGGUAUUCAAACUAGGAUGCAUUAUAAAUAUGAGUAUCAUACAAACAUGGGCAUUUAUUAAGUGCCGUGUGCUCUGAAUUGCCCUUGGCAUAAUAAAUUGGCUUCUCUAAGCUCUGUGCUUAGUGCCUACUCUAUAGUGGACUUCAGUCCUGCAUUAGUAGCUCAAAGUUGUCUCAAGGAGCAUCUCCCCGCAAAAUAUCAAACGCAGAUAUUCAGUGGGGAGUAGGGGUUUUUUCUGGGAUUGAAUGCAACCUUUGUUUGGCAGACAGAUUUUUGGCUGUUAAUACUAGACAUAGUAGCCUCUUGAUUGCAACUGUUAAGACCAGUCUAGCAUCUCUCUGUAAGGUCUUUUAAGUAGGGGAAUCAGUUUGUUGGGAUGAUGUGAAUGAAGCCACUGGACCUGUAGCUUGCCACCAUUCACCUUUUGUUCUACUUGCUCUUUCUAAACAUGUCAAAUGCCAUUGUGACUCUUCAGUUAUAUAACAUGCUGUCUGAGCGACACUCUCAUUUCUCAUAGAAAAAUUAAAGUUUUUUUCUGCCCCAA
Molecule: messenger RNA, 2632 nt
Organism: Gekko japonicus
Lineage: Eukaryota; Metazoa; Chordata; Lepidosauria; Squamata; Gekkonidae
Product: cathepsin D-like
Exons: 3
Biological process (GO): proteolysis
Molecular function (GO): aspartic-type endopeptidase activity
Source: RefSeq, a predicted model, not a curated record